AUGACGACGCCUGUUGUGCCGUCCCGAAGUCUGUUGCGCUUCCUCCGAUCUCAGUCCAACCUCGUCUUCGACCCGACUUCCCCUGCUGCAACCACCGUCACGAGAAUACCCUGUCGACGAGUAUCUACACCGUCUCCGAGAAGGCGGCCCUCUUCACUCGAAGACAUAUGGCGUCCGGCGCCAGCACGAGAACCCUGCAAAGCACUCCCGCCUCCGCGGUACAGUCCUCCACGUCCUGCUCAGGCUCGAAAUGCAAGCACCGACAGUCGCAAGUCUGGCUUUUGGCGACGUUGGUUUCGCCAGAGAGAGGCAGCCGCCCAGGCGUCGUCCAAUAGCGGCUACGAUGAAACCUCUGAGCAGCUGUUCAACCUGUCGCGCGCCCUGUCUCGCAAUAGCAGCGGCGCCGAACUCAAACUUCGCUGCACCGAGUUCGACGCCAACGGCUCGGUUACGAUGGUGUCAGGCGAAUUCAGAAAAUCAGAAUUGAUAGCCAAGUACGGCUUAUUACCACGAGAUCUCCGCAAGAUCGACUCCUCCGUGCUGCCGCAUAUCCUCGUCCGGCCGUCGGCGAUCCUGAUCAACCUCCUCCACCUCCGCGUGCUCAUCCAGUCUGACCGGGUGCUCGUCUUCGACGCCUACGGCAGCACCGACUCCUACACACAGUCCCUCUUCAUGUACGACCUGGAAGGCAAACUGCGCCAGAAAGCCGACCCGCGGAACGGGUCCUACAACCUCCCCUACGAGCUGCGCGCGCUCGAAGCCGUGCUCAUCUCGGUGACGUCGGGCCUGGAAGCCGAAUUCGUGCUCGUGCGCGACCCGGUCACCCACAUCCUCCGCGAACUCGAGGAGGACAUUGACCGCGACAAGCUGCGCCAUCUCCUGAUUCACAGCAAAAAGCUGGGUACGUUCGAGCAAAAGGCGCGCCUGGUCCGCGACGCCAUCGACGAUCUCCUCGAGGCCGACGACGACCUCGCGGCCAUGUACCUCACCGAGCGCAAAGCCACGGGCAAGCAACGGGCGGAGAACGACCACCAAGAAGUCGAGAUGCUGCUGGAGUCGUACCACAAGAUCUGCGACGAGAUUGUCGAGAUCAGCGGCAACUUGAUCAGCAACAUCCGCAACACGGAGGAGGUGGUCCGCGCGAUCCUGGACGCCAAUCGAAACCAAUUGAUGUUGCUCGAGAUCAAGUUCAGCAUCGGCACGCUCGGGCUCGCCGGGGGCACGUUGAUCGCGGGGCUGUACGGGAUGAACCUGAACAACUUCAUCGAGGAGACGCAAUGGGGCUUCGGCAGCGUCAGCGUCGUCUGCUUCGGCCUCUCCUGGAUCAUCUGCAUCUACGGCAUGAGGAAGCUGCAGAAGGUGCAGAAGGUGCGCAUGUGGGGCGAAGGCUUAGAUCACAGCAGCAGUAUUGGCUUCCGUCGCGGCGGCGGCGGCGGCGGUAGCGCCGGCGGUGGUACUACUACUGACCACGGCAAAAUCGGCGGCAGAGGCAACUGGCGCAACGAGGCCAUCGAGAGCCAUGCCCAUCGCAUCGGCAGGCUCAAGGGCGGGGGCCUCAAUCUGGGCGGCAACGCGCAUCCGGGCCGCGUGCUCUGGCCUGGCAUGGAAGGUUUGGGCAUGCAUAGGUUGAACAACGCCGAAUCGCGCCCCGGUGAGGGCCAGCAGCAGCAGCAGCAGCAACGACCGGGGCCCGGGCCGGAACAACCGCAACCGCGCAUGACGAUCCACGAGGACGUCGAGAACGUCGAGGACAAGAUGAAGGCCGACGCGAAGAAAGAAAAGGGCUUGGCCCUCCCGCCGAAGAAUUCGUCAAAGGGCCACCCACGGCCAUGA
This is a messenger RNA of Cladophialophora carrionii CBS 160.54, 1833 nucleotides long. RefSeq lists its product as uncharacterized. The coding region runs from base 1 to 1833 and encodes 610 amino acids. Lineage: Eukaryota; Fungi; Ascomycota; Eurotiomycetes; Chaetothyriales; Herpotrichiellaceae. The record is from RefSeq and is a predicted model, not a curated record. Gene Ontology annotation, molecular function: magnesium ion transmembrane transporter activity. Gene Ontology annotation, cellular component: mitochondrial inner membrane. Gene Ontology annotation, biological process: mitochondrial magnesium ion transmembrane transport. The transcript has a single exon.